CUUCCGUUUGCAAAACAAGAUAAAAUAAUUUAUUGUGCUGGUAAAAAUCGUGUCAGUGAUUAUUUCCCGUCUUUAUUAAAAUUAUCUAUUUUAAUGUUGAAUUUUUUCAUUAUUAAUGUAAUGAUAUUUAAAUAAUUGCCAAUAAAACUACAAUUUAUAUAGAAAUAACUUAUUGUGGUAGUGCUAUUUGAAAAAUCUAGAAAACCACUUUGGGGGUAUACAAAAUGGACGUCAUCGAGUCUAAUCGCUAAUUCCCGGUGAAAAAUAUUUUGUGGAGUUAAAAUGGAAACAGUAAAUUCACAGUUGUUGACCAAAGCCAUAAACUUUCAUGGUCAACAGCUGCAAAAGUUGUGGGAAGGUGAAUUUGGAGAAAAUGAUUUGACAAGAAAAAAUGUCAAAGAUUUGAAUUACAAUGUGUAUAGUCAACGGCAGAAGAACCUACCUUUUCAAGAUAGAGGUAAACGGUUGAAGCUCCAACAGUUUUUGAUAAAGAAGGCUAAUCUUAUCUAUAGUUUGGAACCCUCCAAGCCAAAAAACAAUGAGAAGACAAUUACUGAAGAUAUGUAUGCUGUUAUGCCUCCUUUUGAAACUUACACAAGUGUAGACAAGCAGAAAAGAGUGACAUUCUUCAUGGAGAAUGUGAAAGUAGGUAAUCUAAUCUUGGGCACCAUUGUGAGCAGGCAACAAUCAGGAAUGAUGUUGAAAGUGUUGUGUACUACUGGAAAUGGUAACACUUGUUUGUAUGCUGCUGAUAUCAAUGUCAAGGCAUUCUGUCCAGUUGCAAAUGUCAUUAACGCAGUGGACAAAAAGGGGGUAUCACGCAACUACAUGAUGAAUGACUAUGUGUGUUGUGAAGUGCUUGAAAUCAUGCCUGAUACAGAUAAGCUAAUAUGUGGUAUGAUGGGUGUAACUAGGAAAUCAUCAGAUCCAGAACAUCGACCACCUCUAGGGCUUAUUAGUACUGACGAUUUUCCUCUUAUAUACAAAAAAGCGUUGGAUCACAAGAGUGAGAGUUACGACAGUGUUUUAGAGAAGAGCGUCGGGUUCAAUAACCCCAAUAACAUUCAAUACCUCUCAGAACAGAUGGACGUUAAUAAACAUCUCAGCUUCAUCACAGGCUUAAAGUACAGGUUCCCGGAAAACGAGUAUGCCAUCGAGUUAAGACAAGUCCAGGCCAGUAAAUGGGCUUACCGCAAUGUAGCAGACGGCAUAGAUCAUUUUAAGGCGGGAAAACACGUGGAAGCGUUCCAAUGUCUCAACAAAGCCCUCAAUAUCGAUCCCAAGAAUGUCGAAGGCCUUGUCGCGAGAGGUGCGCUUUAUGCUAACAGCGGAAAUUUCCAGAAGGCCAUUGAAGAUUUCGAAACUGCAUUGAAACUGAAUCCUAAUCAUGGAAACGCUCGAAAGUACAUGGGAGAAACUCUCGUCGCUUUAGGAAGGAGUUACGAGGAAGAAAAUAAAAUAGAGGAAGCGAGGAAAGCGUAUCAGAGUUGCUUGGCCAUCAUUCCUUACCACGAAGAAGCUCAGAACUCUUUGGAUUUCUUAAAAUCUAAAGUUCAACCAAAAAAUCUCAUCGAACCCACUGAGCUUUUACUGCCAAGUUUGAAUGUGCCCUCCAAGCAAACUGACAUGAAUGACGCACUUAAACAACUUCUAAAGACCGAGGAGGAAGACAAGAAAGAUAAGAAAAAGAAAAAGAAGAGCAAAAAGCGCAAGAGUCGAAAACGCUCCAGUUCCAGUUCAAGCUCGAGCUCGUCGGCAAGCGGAGAAUCCUCCUCGAGCUCGUCUAGCAGUUCCAGCGACUCGAGCUCCAGCUCGGGCGAUUCCGAUUUUAAAAAGCGCAAGAAGCACAGAUCGAGGUCUCACCGGCGUAAAGAACGUGAGAAUUCGCUCAGUCCUUUGAGCAAGAGGAUGGCUUUGAUGGACCAGAGCCACGAUACCCCCAAUACUAGUUACAAUUUCAACAAACCGGCCACCUCCAGCUUCGAGUUUAGCUUUGAACAUCCUGAGCCAUCUAAACCACCUGAGAACGAAUAUGAAAAUAAAUUGAGAGCCUUCCUGGACCAAACCAAGGGCGAUUCCGACUACGAGGACAAACUGAGAAAAUUCCUGGAAGAGACGAAAUGGAAGAAGGGCAAGGGCGAGGACAAAAAGAAGAAGAAAAAGAAAGAAAAGAAGGCCAAGAAGGAAAGCAAGAAAAAGAAGAAGAAGGAAAAGAUGAAGAGAAAACAGAGCUUUGAUUUGAGCGAAUUGGACGACCACAAGAAGCUAAGGGACGCCAUUAAGAAGGAAUUGAGCAAAGAAAAGAAAUCGAAGAGGCACAGUCUGCCGUCUGAAGACGACGAGUACAUCUUGCAGAAGUCUGGUUACAGCAAGAAAUUUAUUGAUAGUUUACCGGAUUUAGAAGAGUUAGAAUCAAAAUUAAAUGCAUAUUACGCAUUCGAGAAGGACAGUAAACGCAUUAAAGAACGAAGCCCUAGCCCACCCAAGCGGAUUUUAGACUCCCCGUCUCCUACAAGGGAGCAAAAGGCGCGACAGGCAGUAGCCGAAGCUACGGCCUCUGCCGGAGCCCAGAAGUGGAAAAUGCAAAUUGCCGGCACUUCGGGCAAUUCUAGGUUCAAAAAGAAACCCGAAAGAGCGCCUCCUGCUUCCGAUUGGCAGUCUGAUAGAGACAAACGCGAGCGGGAGCGGGAACGCGAUAGAGAGAGGGAAAGAGAGAGAGAACGUGCUAAAAGUUCUUCUCCCUCCGACGACUCUCCUCCACCGAAAAAAAUGUCUUUGCCUCCACUUCCUCCUGUUGAGAAGGCCGUUAGCGUGCGCAAGGCCAUGGCCUUAAAAGAACCGCCGCCUAAAAAGCCAGAGUCCCCUAAAAAGUUAAAACUGACUCCAGCUCCGCCCUUGCCGAAAAUACCGCAGGGACAAGUUGUGCUUGAUAAAUUUGGAAACUUCAGGCUGAUUUCUCCGCCUGAAUUGAAAAAGGGAGAAGGAAUGAGUUCAGGUCGCCGCCCGCCGGAGCCUCCAGGUCGCCCGCGCAGCGACAGCCGCUCGCCCAAACGCCGCAGUCGCAGCCGUUCCAGAUCGUCGAGCGGAUCGCGAUCUCGCUCGCGCUCACGAUCUCGGAGCUAUCGCUCGCGAUCGCGCAGCUACUACAGCAGAUCGCGAUCGCGCAGCGGCUCCUACUACUCACGCAGUCGCAGCCGUUCGCGAAGUUAUUCCGGAGAUCGGCGCAGGUACAACCGCAGAGGUGGCUUCAGAGGCAGGCAUCCAAAUGACAGGGGCACGUACUACAAACCGAGGUUCCAAGCGCCAAGGCAUAACGGUCAAAGAGGUAGAGGUGGUAAUUAUUAUAAUAAUAGGGAUUCCAGGUAUGGCGAUAGAGACUAUCGAGGCAGAGGCAGACCGUACCAGUUCCAAAACAGGGGUAACCGAAGACAACAGCGAGGUAGAUAUGGUUCUAGAGGAGGAGGAGGAUACAGAGAUUAUAGGGAUCGCAGAUAUUCAAGAAGCAGAUCCCGCGAUCGUGAUCACAGCAGGUCAUACAGUCCUAGCAAUUCAGAUGCCUCUCCUCCAUCGAAAAGAGACAGAUCUUCUCCUCCAUCCGAGAAAGAAAAGAUCAACAAGUAUUCUGACGGGGACGCGCCUAUCCAGCAUGAAGGACCGCUUUCUGAAGGCGAGGACAGGGACGAUUAUAUCAGCACUGAUACCAGCAAGUUGAUCGAUAGGGAAAUCGGUGGUAAGUGGGCUGAUAAAGAAGCUGAUACUAGUAAGGAGGAAGCCAAAGAGAGUGGCCAAGGGGAGGCUGUGGAAGUGAAGGAGUAAAUAGGUGGACUUUCUUUUUGUCUAUAAUUCUUUAAGGACGAUUUGAGUGUUGCUAUGUAAUAUAAUUUGUAUUCUUUCAUAUAGAAAUAAAGGUUAAUUGUACACGA
This is a messenger RNA of Diabrotica balteata, 3923 nucleotides long. Lineage: Eukaryota; Metazoa; Arthropoda; Insecta; Coleoptera; Chrysomelidae. The record is from the annotation of a GenBank genome assembly.